This is a messenger RNA of Melozone crissalis (California towhee), 4715 nucleotides long. RefSeq names its product SRC proto-oncogene, non-receptor tyrosine kinase (gene SRC). The record is from RefSeq and is a predicted model, not a curated record. Gene Ontology annotation, biological process: negative regulation of extrinsic apoptotic signaling pathway; epidermal growth factor receptor signaling pathway; protein phosphorylation. NCBI's taxonomy places the organism in Eukaryota, Metazoa, Chordata, Aves, Passeriformes, Passerellidae. The coding region runs from base 137 to 1738 and encodes 533 amino acids. The transcript is spliced from 13 exons. Gene Ontology annotation, molecular function: growth factor receptor binding; ATP binding; non-membrane spanning protein tyrosine kinase activity. Gene Ontology annotation, cellular component: extrinsic component of cytoplasmic side of plasma membrane.
GAGCGCUGGAGGCGAGCGGCGGGGGCGGCCCCGCUCCGCGGACAGGCGGGAGGCUGCAGCGGGAGCUCAGCUGAGUUCUCUGGCAGCACCUCCCCACCCCGCGGCCAGGCUGUAGCCGAAAGCACCGCCCGGGACCAUGGGGAGCAGCAAGAGCAAGCCCAAAGACCCCAGCCAGCGGCGGCGCAGCCUGGAGCCCACGGAGAACACCCACCAUGGGGGCUUCCCAGCCUCGCAGACACCCAGCAAGGCGGCUGCCCCCGAUGCCCACCGCACCCCCAGCAGAUCCUUUGGCACCAUGGCUGCUGAGUCCAAGCUCUUUGGGGGCUUCAACACCUCUGACACCGUCACCUCGCCGCAGCGCGCCGGGGCGCUGGCUGGGGGAGUCACCACCUUCGUAGCCCUCUACGACUACGAGUCCCGCACGGAAACCGACCUGUCCUUCAAGAAAGGAGAGCGCCUGCAAAUUGUCAACAACACGGAAGGUGACUGGUGGCUGGCUCAUUCCCUCACUACAGGACAGACGGGCUACAUCCCCAGUAACUAUGUCGCGCCCUCAGACUCCAUCCAGGCUGAAGAGUGGUAUUUUGGGAAGAUCACUCGCCGCGAGUCCGAGCGGCUGCUGCUCAACCCCGAAAACCCCCGAGGGACCUUCCUGGUCCGGGAGAGCGAGACCACGAAAGGUGCCUACUGCCUCUCUGUGUCUGACUUUGACAACGCCAAGGGGCUCAACGUGAAGCACUACAAGAUCCGCAAGCUGGACAGCGGCGGCUUCUACAUCACCUCCCGCACCCAGUUCAACAGCCUGCAGCAGCUGGUGGCCUACUACUCCAAACAUGCUGAUGGCCUGUGCCACCGUCUCACCAACAUCUGCCCCACGUCCAAGCCCCAGACCCAAGGCCUUGCCAAGGAUGCCUGGGAAAUCCCCCGGGAGUCGCUGCGGCUGGAGGUCAAGCUGGGACAGGGCUGCUUCGGAGAGGUGUGGAUGGGGACCUGGAAUGGCACCACCCGGGUGGCCAUCAAGACCCUGAAGCCUGGCACCAUGUCCCCAGAGGCCUUCCUGCAGGAGGCCCAGGUGAUGAAGAAGCUGCGACACGAGAAGCUGGUUCAGCUCUACGCUGUGGUGUCAGAGGAGCCCAUUUACAUUGUCACGGAGUACAUGAGCAAGGGGAGCCUCCUGGAUUUCCUGAAGGGUGAGAUGGGCAAGUACCUGCGGCUGCCUCAGCUUGUGGAUAUGGCUGCUCAGAUUGCAUCGGGCAUGGCCUACGUGGAGAGGAUGAACUACGUGCACCGGGACCUCCGGGCAGCCAACAUCCUGGUGGGGGAGAACCUGGUGUGCAAAGUGGCUGAUUUUGGCCUGGCACGACUCAUCGAGGACAACGAGUACACGGCUCGGCAAGGUGCAAAGUUCCCCAUCAAGUGGACGGCCCCCGAGGCAGCUCUGUAUGGCAGGUUUACCAUCAAGUCUGACGUCUGGUCCUUCGGCAUCCUCCUGACCGAGCUGACCACCAAGGGCAGAGUGCCAUACCCAGGCAUGGUGAACAGGGAGGUGCUGGACCAGGUGGAGCGGGGGUACCGCAUGCCCUGCCCGCCCGAGUGCCCCGAGUCCCUGCACGACCUCAUGUGCCAGUGCUGGCGGAAGGACCCGGAGGAGAGACCGACCUUCGAGUACCUGCAGGCUUUCCUGGAGGACUACUUCACCUCGACAGAGCCCCAGUACCAGCCUGGAGAGAACCUAUAGACAUGGGGCUCCUCCUGGCACCAGGGACGCUGCUGUCCCCAGCGCGGGGCGCCGAGGGUUGGCCUCCCCAGCGAGGGGCUGUGUUUGUGGAGCAGCCCUGAGCAGGACAGGGCACUGUGUGCAGAUGCAGCCAGGGGAGCCCCUGGGUUCCCCCAUCGCUCAUUAAGACUUGUGGCCCGUGUUUAACAAGGCGGCGCUGUUCUGCUGGCGAGAGGAGCCUGUGGGCACCAACACAGCCAGCUCAGGAGGGCAAGCAGAGCAUCUCCUGCCAAGAGACUUGGGUUUUGGGAGACUUUCCCCCCUCACAGCUCUGGGGUCAGCCAGGAGGAUUUGAGGGACAGCAUCACCCCACCUCAGACACACGGUCCCAGUCUCCUGCAACCCCUUUCUAAAUCAGCACAAAUUUCCCUGCCCCUUCACCUUCCCCACCAUCUCCCUCUUGGCUCCAGCUCUCCCAAGGGUGCUGGCAGAGAUGUUUUACCACAGGGAUGUCACAAUUCCAGGCUGGUUUGAAUGGGGUGAUGUGCCAGAGUGGUGGCAACAUGGGAUGACAGCAGAACUCUGGUGGUCCCUCUGGCCUCACCAUGACCUUAAGGGCUGGUGGGUUCUGGAACUCUGAAAUGUGACAGCUCCAGGCUCUGGUGACCAACACUAGCCCAUUGGAGCACCCAAGCACACGAUCAAAUCUUCCAGCUAUGUCUGUUCCCCCAAGGGACACAUCUUGGGGAGCAGGACUGGGGAUACCAGCAGAGCCCUCACCCUGCUGUGCUUUACCCCUCCACAUGCUCCAGGUCUUCCAGCCAGACCCUUGGGAAGUACCCCCCAGCCACCCUCCCCAGCUCUGCCACCAGCUUUCCCACCAGCAGAGUCCCCUGGGCUGGCCCUGCCACCAAAUCCAGUGCCACUGCGGUGCUUGGGUGCAUGGCCCAUGGAGUGUUCUGGGUGUGGGAAUGUUUUGGAGGAAGUACUCGACUUUCACAGAUGGUUUUGUCCACCUGGUGUGUUUUUAGCUGCCUUCCCUCUACCCACUGUGUCUCAGCUUCCAGGCAGCAGUCCCCAUGCAGCAUCCCCAGCCACAUCCCCCCUCUGGAAGUGCUGUGCCACAUUUGCAUCCUCAUGUCCCCUCUGCUCGCUCCCAGAGGCCUCAGCCAUGUCUCAGCUUUGUCCCACACCCACCCUGUGGGGCUGAUCCCUGGUGUAGGCAGGCAAGGCUCAUCCCCUGCCCUCUCCCACCCAGCACCUGCUUGUACAUAACCCUUGAGUGGUCCCUGCACCGCCCCAGACCUUGGCUUCAUUGCAUGUGUCAGUUUUCCCUGUCCUGUGGCUGUACCCUGCUGGAAAGCCUUCACCAUGGUGGUUCACAAAGCUUCACUCCUUCACCUCCUGGGUCCCAGAGACCCUUGCUCAGAGAGACCUGGGCGUCUUCAGAUGCUCCCCAAAGGGUUUUGGGCGCUUGGGGGAUGCUGUGGGGCAGGGAUGCUGGAGGAAAGGACCUGGAGAGGGGAGCCAGUGGCUGUGUCCUCCUCUGAGCCCUCAGGCUUUCUGUGCCUCCCCAUCACCUUUGGGAUGGUGUUUGCCUCUGGCACAGCCUCCUGGCAGGCAGCAGACCCAACCCACCCCUCACCAGCCCCUGCCAUGGCGCCAAUGUCCUACAAAAGCUGGGUGGGAGCCAAGCAUGGGCAGGAGGUGGCCAAAACCCCUCCCCAGGUCUCCACCAAAGCAGGACCCGGGCGAGCCACUGCCUCUCACUCACUCACUCACUCCCACAGUGCCCUGGUGUGGUUUGACCCAGCCACUUAUUUAUGAACCAAGUACAUGGUUGGUUGUUUGGUGGCUCCGUUUUUAAUAGUAAAGCUUUUAAAGUCAGUUUGAACAGACUCUUCAGCAGUAUGGAGAGGACAUGCUAGCUUGAAGGGCAGCAGCUGGAUAAUGAAUUUUUUUAAAAUGAUUUUGGGAGUUGGAGCCUUUUCUCCCCCCUUCCUUUCCUAGCAGGUUUGCUGUUUUGGCAUUUCUGCAUUUGGGCAGGGACUCCCCAAACCUCAGUGUUUUGGGUCUUCCCAUGUUUGCAGCCUUUUGGGAUGGGCAGCUGCCACAGAUCCCUGUCCCGUGGUGGCUGUUCCAAGGGGUGGCUUGUGCCAUAGCUCUGCCUGAAUUACACAAAUCCCUAUCCCUGGGAGAAACCUUUUACAGCUGUAACAUGUGGAAGGCAGAUUUGGUCUGGAAGCUGGGAAGAGAGAAGGCAAGCACAUAUUCUGUGGUCUGGCCUUUGGUUGUGUGGCACGUGCAGGGCCCUGGGUGCAGCAGGACAGGAAGGCCAGUGCAGCCUCUGGCUCUUCCCAGAGGGCAGCAGGUGCCCAGGAUGGCUGAAUUCCCUCAGGCUUUCAGCAAGAUCUGGUGAAGGAGAUGUGCUGGGGACACUUCAGGGCAGUAAGGCAAUCCCAGAGAAGCCCUCCUCCACGGGGCUGUGUGUCCACAUGUCCGUGUGUCCAUCCGUGUUCCUGUGCAGUGCUUGUGGUGGGACCAGGUGUCACCAGACUCGCCACCACAGCCAGCAUGACCUGGGAAUGCAGAGCUUCCCCUCCAUCAUUCUGUCUGCCAAGUUACUUUUUAAGCCAAUAAACUCCAGAGGGGAGCCUCCCCCUAAGGAUGCUCUUUGGCUUCCUGGGGUCCAUAAAACCCUACAAGUCAUUCUCCUCUGCUGUUACCAUUUUUUACACAGUCUUUUGUAAGAUCUCCAACUGACUAUGCAGAGAAUGUGUGGAUCUGUGUCUCUCUCCCCAGCUCCCCUCACUUCCUCACUUGCCUUUUUUGGUGUCUCAGUAAAAUAUUUAGCUUUUUUUUUUUUUUUUUUGGAUAAUAAUACAACUUUGGAAAAAAAAAACCUGAAAAGGUCCAGCUUUUUGGGUGGUGGGGGGGUGGAGAUGCUUUGAAAUUCUAACGUUGAUGUAAAUACUUUGCUAUUUGAUAAUUAAAUACA